CGCUGAAAUUUAUAAUCAUUCACAAUCUGAUCGUCCGCUAUUUGUACUCAACGACAAACCGCUCGUCGAUCCGUCGUCACGUUAUAUCCCUCAUAGCUUAAGCUAGUCGCCCUUGCAGAUAUGGCCCUCACCAUGACAAUCAAGCGUACCGCUGCGGUUCCAAGCCGCGUUACUGCUGACCGGCUGACGCGGGCCGUCGGCAUUAACCAACCCACCAGGAUGGCGCCUCGCCCGCGCACUAGUGUCAGGCCCCAAGCCCUUUACCUCAGUCCUUACAAUCGUGUGACGGUCCGCCCUAAGCUCUUCUACCGCGCUCCGCAAUCCGCUUUCGGGCUAGCCAGCCGACUGGCAUCCGAAUGGCUUCGAGAGACGACAUCUUGCGUCCAUCCCGUCGACAUCCAGACAUUCGAGGACCGCUACGAGCUUCAAUCAGAUUGUCCCGGCAUGGGCGAGGAGGAUGUGAAGGUUGAGAUCAGCCCCGAGCGCGUCCUGUCCAUUUCCGGCACCCGCAAGACCACCAGCAAGCCCUCCUCGGCCCCAGCAGCGGCAUCUACCGCAACCGCACCUGCUGAUGCUGAGCCCAGUUCCGAAUCUCCCACUGCUGCCGACACAUCCGCUUCGUCUUCAUCCUCAUCCGCACCAACGCCAUCUUCCGCUUCGCCCUCUUCUGUUUCCAGCCAGCCGGCCGAUUUCGCCGUGAGCUACCGUUUUAGCCGCAGCUUCAAGCUGCCGGAGGAUGCAGAGGUGGAGGAGGUAGAGGCGGCGCUCGAGAAGGGCGUCCUGACGGUUCGCAUUCCCCGUCGCGUGGUAGAGAAGGCCAAGCCGCGUCGGGUGGGCGUGAAGGCGGUGGGAGUAAAGUAGAGGAGCUUUGGUUUGCUGGGAUUUUGAGGAGGUGGGAGUGUACCUUAUUGUGUAUCAGUAUAUGGGCUGACGCCUGGCAUGCGUGCGUGCAUGCAGGCAUGUGGAAGAUGGUAGUACUGUGUUGUGCCCUUUGUGCGUAGCUGGGGUGUGCAUUGGGUAGUGAGUAUGCACACGUGUGCAAGCGUUUAAGGAGCACAACCGUCAUAAGGUAAUUGGUGUGGGUGUUCAGGAGUGAAAGUGCACCGUGCCGCAUUUUGCACGCAUAUCAAAAGGAAGUGUUGGCCAUGUAUGUAAGGUGCAAUAAUAAAGUGACCAAAGGCUCCGCAGUAGCGUGCAGGUUGUACAGUUAUUAUUAUAACUUCAUCCGGUCCACCGUUGUACAUGUAGUAACUUUGUACGGUAUGUUGUACAGGGCUCGUUGGCUGUACCUGUGUACGUUGCCCACUUCUCCUUUUUCCUAAAAUUGGUGCAAAUCCGGUUGAUGUAGUCUAGUCUUGCGAGUAGUGGCGAGGAAAGGUGUAAUGCCUGCAACAUCAAUGUAAGCUUACUGUGAGCAAUAAGCCCUACAC
This is a messenger RNA of Astrephomene gubernaculifera, 1430 nucleotides long. Lineage: Eukaryota; Viridiplantae; Chlorophyta; Chlorophyceae; Chlamydomonadales; Astrephomenaceae. The record is from the annotation of a GenBank genome assembly.